Aspergillus campestris IBT 28561 is the source of this 1553-nucleotide messenger RNA. RefSeq names its product putative vacuolar sorting receptor (Mrl1). NCBI's taxonomy places the organism in Eukaryota, Fungi, Ascomycota, Eurotiomycetes, Eurotiales, Aspergillaceae. Bases 166 to 1092 code for a protein of 308 amino acids. Gene Ontology annotation, biological process: vacuolar transport. The transcript is spliced from 3 exons. The record is from RefSeq and is a predicted model, not a curated record.
UCUACAUCUUCAUCCGUCUCUCCUUAUCUAUCAUCCCCUGUCUCUUCCUAGCUUUGACACUUUUCUUCCUUUUGUUGUUCGACUUUCUUCCGUCUCUCGUUGCUGCACCGUCCUUCAGUUACGACACAUGUCGCACCAUCCCAGUCCCGCAAUCUAGCCGUCAACAUGAUACCUCUCGGCACAAGUCUCCUGCAAUGCUUCCUUCUCCUCUCGAUCCCCAUCACAUCCGUUGUAGCAGCAUCGGACUCUUCCGGUAAAGAUAACCUUUCACCCUGCGUGGCGCGCUCUGCCAGCAGCGGCUUCUACUACGAUCUCAAUGCCAUAUCCCUUUCCCCGCCAAGCUCCGCCAGUGACAACGACAAGUCGCGCAAACACAUUCGAGACGAAAGCUGGCACGCCAAGGGCCACGACUACAAUGCGAACUUCACAUUGAAUUUCUGUGCACCCGUGGUCGAGGAUGUGGUGGAUGUCGUGGGCGUCGAUCGCCAGCGGUGGGGAAACGUCAGUGCUUAUUACGAGAAGGAUAACAAAAUAUACUCCAUAGGGCAACAAGCGUCGGAGCCCUUUUUCCGUGGUCGCAAGCUGGUCUUGAACUACACUGAUGGUUCCCCGUGUCCUGGCGAAUAUUUGGGGAAUGCAUCACGGACCAAGUCGACGAUCAUGUCUUUCCUGUGCGACAACGACUCGCCGGGUACCCAUGCCACACCAUCGUUCGUGGGUACCAUGGACCAGUGUACGUAUUUCUUCGAGGUGCGCACCGCUGCGGCAUGUGGCGGUGUCGCUCCAUCGGACGGGGAAGGGUUGGGACCUGCGCAGGUAUUCGGCGUGAUCGCCUUGAUUGCCGUCGCAGCGUACUUCGUCGGUGGCUGCGCAUACCAGCGCACCGUCAUGCACCAGCGCGGAUGGAGACAGUGCCCCAACUACAGCCUGUGGGCGGGCAUGUUUGAUUUCCUUAAAGUAAGUAUAUGCGUGUUUAACCCGUUACGGUGGUCUCGUUCCCGAGCCCGGGCCCGACCGAAUUCCUGGCGUCGUGGGCCGGCCUCACACAAGGAGUUUGGCAAUGCGAAGUUACCAAUUUCGAGGAUGGAUUGAAUCACGCUUUAGCUGGUCUAAUGCUCAAUUACAUCGAGGAAGGCGGUUCCCGCUACCAUUCGUUUUGCAUCUGUCUGGAUAUUUGGUUUUUUGGGAUAGUUCCAUUCACAAAUGUCGCGGACUGCGUCUGCCCAACUCACUCUUUUCCUGUCUUCUUGUCUCUCACCCACACCCUCUCUCCCUCUGCUUCUACCUCCCUCUCUGUCAAUAGCCACACCGAAUCCUUGGGGCCGGGCCACAAUAGAGUAUAAAGCCUUGGCCAUUUCUAUAAUUGCCCCCCUAUACCUACAUAUUGCACAUUGCGCAAAUACCACGUGAUACAUACAGCAUAAUAAUAACCAACCUAACCAAACCCUAACAGGACAUGAUGAUCAUCCUUUUCACCUCGCUAGCCGGCCUCCUCCGCUGCAACCGCACGCGCUCGUCAGCCGGAUACGCCCGCGCCAACAGCACCGGCGGCU